Molecule: messenger RNA, 2583 nt
Organism: Peromyscus maniculatus bairdii (prairie deer mouse)
Lineage: Eukaryota; Metazoa; Chordata; Mammalia; Rodentia; Cricetidae
Gene: H1-5
Product: H1.5 linker histone, cluster member
Biological process (GO): nucleosome assembly
Cellular component (GO): nucleosome
Molecular function (GO): structural constituent of chromatin; DNA binding
Source: RefSeq, a predicted model, not a curated record
CCGUGGCCAGAGGGCGGUGGAUUGGACGCUCCACCAAUCACAGCCCAGCUCUGGCUUAUAUAAACCCGGGGCCUGAGCAAAGGAGCAUUGCAAAAUUUGCUCUUUGAGUUAGCUUCUCUUUACUUUUCUAGCAGCUUAUAUUCUGGCCAUGUCCGAAACUGCUCCCGCCGAGACUGCUGCUCCGGCUCCCGUUGAGAAGUCUCCCGCCAAGAAGAAGACCGCAAAGAAGGCUGGCGCCGCAAAGCGCAAGGCGUCCGGACCCCCGGUGUCCGAGCUUAUCACCAAGGCUGUGUCAGCCUCCAAGGAGCGCAGCGGCGUGUCCCUGGCCGCGCUCAAGAAGGCUUUGGCUGCUGGUGGCUACGAUGUGGAGAAGAACAACAGCCGCAUCAAGCUGGGGCUCAAGAGCCUGGUGAGCAAGGGCACCCUGGUGCAGACCAAGGGCACCGGCGCCUCCGGCUCCUUCAAGCUCAACAAGAAGGCGGCUUCCGGCGAGGCCAAGCCCAAAGCCAAGAAGGCAGGCGCGGCCAAGGCUAAGAAGCCUGCAGGUUCCACCCCGAAAAAGCCUAAGAAGGCUGCGGGGGCAAAGAAGACCGUGAAGAAAACUCCGAAGAAAGCAAAGAAGCCUGCGGCGGCUGGUGUAAAGAAAGUGGCCAAGAGCCCCAAGAAGGCUAAGGCUGCAGCCAAGCCUAAAAAGGCAGCUAAGAGCCCGGCAAAGCCCAAGGCUGUGAAGCCCAAGGCAGCCAAGCCUAAGGUUGCCAAGCCUAAGACGGCUAAGCCUAAAGCUGCUAAGGCCAAGAAGGCUGUUUCCAAAAAGAAGUAGGUUUGCUUCUGACCGCAACGAAGCCCCAAAGGCUCUUUUCAGAGCCACCCAAAGAGCUCCGUGAAUGUAGCUGUACACACUGACCUAAUCAUUUCAAAAGGUCCCUCCUGUGUUCCCCUUUGGCCAACCAACCGAACACAGCCAUGCGGGCUCCUCUGAAAGUUUUGCCCGUGAAGUCCGAGCCCGACCGGGAUUUCUCUAUGAAGGCGAUGACCAAAUCUUUGAAGGACCGCUAGAAGCGCAAUCGCCGCCAGAGACUUAUUUCCUGUUCGUGUACAGGCGCUGUAGCUGCUACAACCCAGCACGGGCAUCUCUUCCAGUGCCAGAUCCCAAGCACCCCGUGUCUAUACCAAGGCUGUGUAUUUCAAGUCAUUGACACUUUUUGGUGUUUUUUCAAGACAGGGUUUAAAAUGUGUAACAGCCUUGACUAGUGGGAGUCUGUAGACCAGGCUGGCCUCCAACUCAUAGAUCCACCUGCGCCUGCUUCCUGAGUACCAGGAUCAAAGGCGUGGGCCACCACCAUCCGGCUCAUUUACACUUAGGGAGCAUUUGCUUGGUUCUUGCAUUGGUAGCACACAGAUAGUGAAGUUCCUGGAUAACAGUCCUUUUGUUGCUUUAAAGGUUUAUUAAUGUAAUUGGUGUGACAUCCCAAACAGGAUUUUUACCGUAUUUAUUUAACAUUUGGUGGGAUUUAAGCGUUAAAGAUUGUGUAUCGUUUUCACUUUUAAGGUUAGAUUGUUGCCAACAUUAAUCAUCCUUUGUCAACUGUUUCAGGCAUCGCAGCUGGGCAGUCAGAAAUAAGUAAAUACUCUUUAAGAAACAUUCAAGUCACGUUUUCUUUAGCAGUAUAAAUUUUGGGAAGGUGGUUUCUUGCUCAUUCACUGCAGGCUUAAUUUGUGUGAAAUGCCUGAAUGUUAUCGAAGAAGUUAAGUUACAAUGAGUUAAGGCACCCCACAGGCUUAAUUUGAGUCAGAAUUGGUUUCUAGUGUAAACACUGUGCUGGCAGUUUGCAGUUUUCUGCCAAUUUGUGUAUCUGAUCUAGACAGAGCAAAGUAGCCAUACUUGUUUUUGUCGCCAUAUUUUUCUAUGAAGUUCCUACAAUGAAAUUGCUAGCUUCAUUUUGAUGCCUGUGUUUUAUUUGCCUUUUAACAUCUUGCCCCUCUAAAAGAUGAUUUUUUCGAUUACUUAUUUUUAAGGACUGGUCACAGUCCAGACUGACCUCCAACUGAAAGCAGCUCUUACUGAGGCUCAGCGCUGGGAUAGCAUGCGUUAGGAUGCUUGUGCCAUCCUGCCGAGCUGCCAUUAAUUCCACAGGGUUAGAAUUUUCCUUCGUCCACAAUUUAGAUGACUCUUAAAAUUAGCUGUAUGUUCCAUUUAGCUACAUUUUUUUUCUCGUCUGCAAUGUGGGGGAGAAAUUCUAAGCAACAGAGCAGUAUUUCUGAAUGUGGUGCCUUGCUAAAGUUUAAGCAAAGACUCAAAGUGUCCUGUACCCCCAUCUAAAGACCUCAUUCUGGAGAGAUGUUAAGUGACCAGCUUGAGUAUGUUGCAAAUUAAACACCUUAGGUUGUCAACAUGUUUUCAACAAAUAGAAAAUAAUAUAUCCGUGACUAAUUGGUAGGAUGUGAAGGGGCCCCAAAAUAGCUUGCCCACACAGCAGCCAUAACAGGCUUAGGGGCCUAGAAACAGCUUCUGUGACAGGCUUACUGGCAGGCAACACCCAGAUCCUCGAAAAGCCUUAAGCUGACACCACCCAGGGAUCCACC